CGCAAGUGCCUCUCUUGAGCUAGCAUAGCAGCCGAGCAAGUUGGUGGGCUCAUCCACAGCCUAGUUGUGAGGCUAACCUGAUAGCUAGGUUAAUGGGGAGGUAUCAGCGGUGACAACCCUCCUUUUCCCGUCAUACCGUAUGCAUCUUUUAUCGGCAUAGAACUUACUUGGCAGAGAGAUGUCGGCGCCGGGCUACACGAAUUUGAACACUUCUGUCAAUUACAGCUUGAACGCAACCCAGAAUGGUGGAUCGGCUCCUCCGUAUCAGAACGGUCCUGCGCAGUCAUACCCCUCAACGUAUCCAGCAUCUGGCUACGGAGCUCCCCCUCAACAUUACCCCUCUAGCACCGGACAUUGUGUUCCAGCCUCCAGCAAGACUCCCAUUAUGAACAAUGAUUACGCUAACUACUAUAGCCAACAUCAACCCCUUUUGCCACCUGCUGCUGGGGCAGUUACAGCCCCCUCAUCAUAUGGGGUUCCCCAGGGAUCCCUGCCUCCCUCGCAACCCUACAACACAGCCAACCCCCCAGCCUCUGGAGCGCCACUGUAUCCAGCAGCAUACCAGCAUCCCUACACUAUGCCUUCUGCCUAUUAUGGACAGCAGUACCCAGUGUCCCAGGCGCAGUCGCAGCAACCAAAUCUAAUGGCAGUGUCCAGUGGCACAAACAACGGAGCUCCUCUAUACCCCAUUGUGUCAUACCCCUCUGCUCCGGGGAGUAGCCAGUACGGCACACUCCGAUCUUCUCAGGCCCCCAUGGGACCCGGACCUGUUUCGGGGCCCAAUGUGAUCGUGCCCCCUGGCCAGGCUACUGGGCAGUCCAUGUCCAUGGGGAAUGGACCUAUUCCCCCCUCAUCUGCCACUCCUGCUCACCAGGGCUAUGGAACGGCUACUCUUUGCCAACAAUCAGCAACAGUUAAUGGACAAACAAAUGCACUUCAAACCCAAACAAUGCCACACUAUGACCAAAACCUCCAUGGCCAUAUGACCUACUCAUAUGGAGGGGUACCCCCCACGACACAGGGCCCUGACGGGGAUAGACCGCUUUCAGGGACCCCAGCCACCUCAGUACAUUCGUCACCAGGCCAUCAGCCAGGCCUGCCUUACAGAUAUGUUACAAAUAGUGGGGUUAGCUCCGCCCCUGUCGCAGCCACCACGCCCGCUGGCCAGUCCUCUUCGAGCUCAGAGGAUGAGGACGAUGAAGAUGAGGAUGAGGAAGCAGGUGCAGACAGCUCCUCCAGCACUACUGGCAGUGCCUCCCCAGUGCCCAACAGCUAUGAGUCCCUGGAGGGUGGGAGUUACACAGACCCAGCAUCUAUUCCACCCCCUGGGGAUCUGUCGCGGCAAGCUCCCUUUGGCUACUCGUACCCGGCCAUGCAGCCCAACUACAUCCAGACAGCUCCCAGGUCAAAUCCCGCCCCCUCUGCUACAGGGUACCACGCGCCUGGGUACCAGGACAUGUCACAGCCUUUCCCCAGCAUGUCCCAGCUGUCGGCGGCCCUGGGCGGCCUGAGUGCGCCUGAGCUGACGGUGGACAGCCUGCGGCCCGUCAACCUCCUGCAGGAACGCAACAUCCUCCCCCCCACCCCCACCGCCCCUCCUGAGCCCAACCUCAGCACCGACCUCAAGAAUGUCAACUGCAGCCCUGACACGUUCAGGUGCACACUUACCAACAUCCCCCAGACCCAGGCCCUGCUGAACAAAGCCCGGCUCCCGCUAGGCCUCCUGCUGCACCCCUUCAGAGACUUGAGUCAGCUACCAGUUAUCACCUCCAACACCAUUGUGCGCUGCCGUUCGUGCCGGACCUACAUCAACCCCUUCGUCUCCUUCCUGGACCAGCGGCGGUGGAAGUGUAACCUGUGCUACAGAGUGAAUGAUGUUCCGGAUGAGUUCAUGUACAACCCAGUGACACGCUCUUACGGCGAACCCCACAAGAGGCCCGAGAUCCUGAACUCCACGGUUGAGUUCAUCGCCUCCUCAGAUUACAUGUUGCGGCCCCCUCAGCCUGCGGCCUACCUGUUUGUGCUGGACGUGUCUCACAAUGCUGUGGAGGGAGGAUACCUGAAUGUCUUCUGUCAGUCCCUGCUAGAGAACCUGGACAAGUUGCCAGGGGAUACCCGCUCGCGAGUGGGCUUCUUGACGUUUGACAGCACCAUUCACUUCUACAACCUACAGGAGGGUCUUUCCCAGCCUCAAAUGCUCGUGGUCUCAGAUAUUGACGAUGUUUUUAUUCCUACUGCUGACAGUCUACUAGUCAAUCUGAAGGAAAGUAAGGAACUGGUGAAGGACCUGCUGAAUGCUCUCCCCAGCAUGUUCACCCACACGCAGGAGACCCACAGUGCCUUGGGCCCGGCACUGCAGGCCGCCUAUAAGCUCAUGUCCCCCACGGGCGGCCGCGUGUCCGUGUUCCAGACCCAGCUGCCCACACUGGGGGCCGGGACUCUGCAGUCGCGAGAGGACCCCAACCAGAGAUCCAGCACCAAGGGGGUUAAGCACCUGGGACCAGCCACUGACUUCUACAAGAAGCUAGCCCUGGACUGCUCUGGCCAGCAGAUUGCCGUGGACCUAUUUCUACUCAGCUCUCAGUAUUCCGACCUGGCAUCAUUAGCGUGUGUUUCCAAGUACUCUGCGGGCAGCAUCUUCUACUACCCCACAUUCCACCACGUGCACAAUCCAGCCCAGCGGGACAAGUUCCAGAAAGAUCUGCAGCGCUACCUCACCAGGAAGAUUGGCUUUGAGGCCGUCAUGAGGAUACGCUGCACUAAAGGCCUGUCCAUCCACACAUUCCAUGGCAACUUCUUUGUGCGGUCCACUGACCUGCUGUCUCUGGCCAACGUGAACCCGGACUCGGGCUUCGCCGUGCAGAUGUCCAUCGAGGAGAGCCUGGCCGACACGUCGCUGGCCUGCUUCCAGGCAGCGUUGCUCUACACCUCCAGUAAAGGGAAGAGACGGAUCAGAGUGCACACCCUCUGUCUGCCGGUGGUCAGCCAGCUGAGCGAUGUGUUUGCAGGGGCGGACGUUCAGGCCAUCACGUGCUUACUAGCUAACAUGGCCAUUGACCGGUCGAUAUCGUCAAGCCUGACAGACGCGCGGGAUGCGCUGUUGAACGCGGUAGUGGACUCCCUGGCGGCGUACCGCGCCAACGGCUCCAACCUGCAGCCCGCCGGCCUCAUCGCCCCGGCCUCCCUGCAGCUCUUUCCCCUCUACGUGCUGGCGCUGCUCAAACAGAAAGCCCUGCGCACUGGCACCAGCACGCGCCUGGACGACCGCGUCUUCAACAUGUGCGACUUCAAGAGCCAGCCCCUUUGGCACGUCAUGCGCAUGGUGCACCCCGACCUCUACCGCAUAGACAGCCUAUCAGAACAGAGGGCACUGCGCCUGAAUGACACUGUGGUUCCCCAGCCUCCCCGUCUGCAGCUCACAGCAGAGAAGCUGACAAGGGAUGGAGCUUUCCUCAUGGACUGUGGCAAUGUGCUUUACCUUUGGGUGGGCAAGUGUUGCAGUGAGAUGUUCAUUCAAGACGUGCUGGGCUGCCCAAACUAUGCGUCUAUUCCUCCUAACAUGACGCAGAUUCCUGAGCUGGAGAACCCGGACUCGGAACAGUUACGCACGUUCCUGUCGUGGCUUCAGGAGACGCGGAGUUUCUGUCCGGCUCUCUACGUGGUGAAGGACGAGGCCUCGGCGAAGAGCGGCUUCUUCCAGCACCUGGUGGAGGACCGCACUGAGUCGGCCUUCUCCUACUACGAGUUCCUGCUCCACAUCCAGCAGCAGAUGACCAAGUAGAUGGCGGACUUGACCUGGAGGCAGAGGCCACCCAUGCACACACCCCCUCACACAACCCCCCCACCACCCACCUGUCCUGCCCCCACCUCCCCUUCCUCUGCGGCGUUUGAAAUCCUAGUUGACGAGGCACAUGUUUAGCAGGAAGCCCCUUCUCACCUGAGGGAGACUUUAGAGUAGGAGAUUGUUGGUGUGUGUGUGUGUGUGUGUGUGUGUGUGUGUGUGUGUGUGUGUGUGUGUGUGGUGUGUGUGUG
Molecule: messenger RNA, 4032 nt
Organism: Clupea harengus (Atlantic herring)
Lineage: Eukaryota; Metazoa; Chordata; Actinopteri; Clupeiformes; Clupeidae
Gene: sec24b
Product: SEC24 homolog B, COPII coat complex component
Biological process (GO): COPII-coated vesicle cargo loading; endoplasmic reticulum to Golgi vesicle-mediated transport; intracellular protein transport
Cellular component (GO): COPII vesicle coat; endoplasmic reticulum exit site
Molecular function (GO): SNARE binding; zinc ion binding
Source: RefSeq, a predicted model, not a curated record